This is a messenger RNA of Setaria italica (foxtail millet), 945 nucleotides long. Its product is annotated as probable phospholipase A2 homolog 2. Gene Ontology annotation, biological process: phospholipid metabolic process; arachidonate secretion; lipid catabolic process. The transcript is spliced from 4 exons. Lineage: Eukaryota; Viridiplantae; Streptophyta; Magnoliopsida; Poales; Poaceae. Gene Ontology annotation, molecular function: A2-type glycerophospholipase activity; calcium ion binding. The record is from RefSeq and is a predicted model, not a curated record. Bases 88 to 582 code for a protein of 164 amino acids.
GAGCGCCCACCUGAAAGAGACCAAAUAUUUCGCGCUCGGCGGCCUAUCCAGCUCUCUCCCGCACGCCACACACGCGCGCGCCGAGACAUGCAAACGAGCACCGCGAGGAUGGCAUCCGUUGUUCUCGCGUUCUCGCGGUGGUCGCUUCUGCUUCUCUUCCUGCUGGCGACGGCGUCACCGUCUCGGGCGCUGAAGAUCGGCGACCUGCUCGGGACACCACCGGCGGGGAGCCAGGGUUGUAGCCGGAAAUGCGAGUCCUCGUUCUGCGCAGUCCCGCCGCUGCUGAGGUACGGGAAGUACUGCGGGAUCCUGUACAGCGGCUGCCCCGGCGAGAAGCCCUGCGACGCCCUCGACGCCUGCUGCAUGGUGCACGACCACUGCGUCGACACCCACAACAAUGACUACCUGAACACGCGGUGCAACGAGAACCUGCUGAGCUGCCUGGACAGUGUGAGCCCGGCGGGGCCGACGUUCCCGGGGAACGAGUGCGACGUCGGCCAGACGACGUCCGUCAUCCGUGGGGUCAUCGAGACGGCCGUGCUCGCCGGGAAGAUCCUGCACAAGCGCGACGACGGCCAGUAGCCGGCGCGCCCCGGCCCGGCGGGCUCGCUCGCGCGGUUGGUACUAGGAGCAGGCCAUAGUUGCAAGCAGAGCAAUAAAGCCGCAUGGGCGCGCGUGGGCGCGGCGGCGCCCGUCCGUGGCGGUGCGGCAAAGCAGCAUGUGCUGGAUUUUAAGGUCAUGGACGCUGGACCACCGCGGUUGCGUGAAGCAUGUGUAGAUUUAUGUGUGGAUGUACAAGAAUGUAGACUGUAUACAGAUUGGUAGGAUUGAUUUGGCGGGACUCCGAGCAAAGUGGCAAUGGUUGUAAGCUGUAAUAAUAUUGUUUUUUGAAGGUUAAAAUAUUAGCUCGUGCGGGAGCACAAGUUGAUGGACUUGUUUGGUCAA